Actinia tenebrosa (Australian red waratah sea anemone) is the source of this 2219-nucleotide messenger RNA. Its product is annotated as glutamyl aminopeptidase. Gene Ontology annotation, molecular function: zinc ion binding; metalloaminopeptidase activity; peptide binding. NCBI's taxonomy places the organism in Eukaryota, Metazoa, Cnidaria, Anthozoa, Actiniaria, Actiniidae. Gene Ontology annotation, biological process: peptide catabolic process; proteolysis. Gene Ontology annotation, cellular component: membrane; cytoplasm. The record is from RefSeq and is a predicted model, not a curated record.
CACGAUCGCAACGACACAGUUUCAGCCCACGGAUGCACGCAAAGCCUUCCCUUGUUUUGAUGAACCACAACUUAAAGCAACAUUCACUGUCGUGCUCGUCCACCGACCUGACUAUAUCUCCAUCUCCAACAUGCCAAUCACUAAGAGCGAGACAAAAGGUGGCAAAAUGUAUGACUACUACAAGAAAACGGUCAUUAUGCCAACGUACUUAUUGGCCUUUGUGGUGUGUGACUUUAAGUACAAAGAAAUCACGUCCAAAAAUGGAGUGAAGAUGAGAUUCUACGCCCCACCAGAUCAGGUCGACCAGUUGGAAUAUGCUGUAUCAAUUGGAGGCAAAAUUAUGACAUUUUUUGAGCAAUACUACAACAUCAGCUACCCGUUACCCAAAUCUGACAUGAUAGCAAUUCCAGAUUUCGCGGCAGGCGCCAUGGAGAACUGGGGACUAAUAACGUAUCGUGAAACGGCGUUGCUAUGGAAGAAUGGCUCGUCUUCUGAGACCAAUAAACAGAGGGUUGCUACGGUAAUCGCUCAUGAGCUAGCACAUCAGGUAUUAAUAGUUUUCACGUCGGCCAUGUUGGAGGAAUUUAACAAAAGAAUUAACGAACAGUUCGUGAUAUCUGACAUGGCAACAGCGUUCAGUCUUGAUGGCCUAGCGUCCUCUCAUCCAAUCAAAGUCGACGUCAAUCACCCUAAUGAAAUCAACGAGAUAUUUGACUCCAUUUCUUAUAACAAGGGUUCAAGUAUACUGCGCAUGCUCGAAAGUAUUUUAGGAAAACCUACGUUUGUGUCAGGUUUGACGAACUACCUCAGAAGACAUGCCUACGGGAACGCAGUAACAGAUGACUUGUGGAACGCCCUAGAGAAGGAGAGUUGUUCAAGAGGCAAGUGUAUUCCUGUCAAGCAGAUCAUGGAUACGUGGACGCUACAGAUGGGUUACCCYGUGGUUGMAAUGAAGAAGAAAGAUGGUACCCACUAUACGAUGACUCAGAAACACUUCCUUUAUGACCCGAGUGCUAAUGUUAGUGCWUCAAAGUACAAAUCGCCCUUCAACUACAAGUGGGUCAUUCCUUUCACAUACAAGACAAGUGCGCAAGCGUCACCCCAGAACAACGUAGCUGAUAUUGUUUGGGAUGGUUCUGGAUGGAUCAAAGGAAACUAUGGACAGAAUGGCUUCUAUCGAGUAAACUACGCUCCUGAACACUGGGUUGCGUUAACACAGCAACUGAUAUCAAACCAUGAGAUGAUUCCCAUCUCUGAUCGUGCUGGGUUGAUUGGAGACGCAUUCAGCUUGGCCAGAGCAAAAAUGAUCAACUACUCCGUGGCAUUAGAAACUACAAGCUAUAUUAGAAAUGAGACCAAAUGGGUCCCGUGGGAUGCCGCUCUCACUAAUCUAAACUACCUGAUAAGAGUGUUAUCCGAGACACGACCUGCUUACAAAUAUCUCCAGGUAAACCUCUUAUCUAUAAAAGCUAUCCAAGGAGAUGAAGUGAUGAGAGGGGAAAAAAGUAUAUUUAUGCAAAUAAACCCACGGUACAAUCGUGGCGAAAUGCUUUCCAUCUACUGCAGAGCAGGAAAUAAAAAAUGCCUUGAACCUGCUCGGGAGUUUUUCAGAAAAUGGAUGGCCGACCCAGACAAAAACCCUGUCCCAUCAAACUUCCGUUCCCUAGUGUACUACUAUGGUGUCGCCGGUGGUGGAGAAGAAGAGUGGAAUUUCGUCUACGAACAAUUCAAAAAAUCUAAUGUCGCUACAGAGAAACAAAAACUGAUGUACGCAAUGGCUGCCUCCAAAGAACCUUGGAUAUUAGAAAGGUAUGUAGCAUGUACUGGGAUGUAUGGUGGAGGUUUUUUUCCGUUUAGUUCUCUCAUUGCCUCGGUUACCAGAGGAUUCACUAGUGAAUAUCAGCUUAAGGAGUUAAUAGCAUUCAAUGCCAAACAUCCAGACGCGGGUUCCGGCACCCUCGCCCUCAAGCAAGCCUUAGACCGAGUUAAAGCAAACAUCAAGUGGCUUGAAGAUAAUGAAAACGAAGUGGAAACAUGGCUAGAAAAAUUCCUUAAAAAGCGUGCUUUACUGUAGAAAACCUUUGUUUUUUGUUAACGAUUCGGCUUUCCAAAUUGAUUUGUUAAGAUGGUGGAUCCCACAAUUCCAUACGUGCAUAUACUUGUUAUGAACUUUGGAAGGAUAAAUCUUUUUUUUUUAGUUACUAAGGUUUUUCAAAAGA